Molecule: messenger RNA, 2457 nt
Organism: Bipolaris sorokiniana ND90Pr
Lineage: Eukaryota; Fungi; Ascomycota; Dothideomycetes; Pleosporales; Pleosporaceae
Exons: 7
Coding region: 1-2457 (818 amino acids)
Biological process (GO): protein phosphorylation
Molecular function (GO): protein kinase activity; ATP binding
Source: RefSeq, a predicted model, not a curated record
AUGGCAAUGGGAAAUUCGUAUCGAGAAACUGACGAGAUACGGAAGCUGCUCAGGGCCGUUGGGAAGGCGCUACUUUUCCGUGCCCCACCCCGUGAUGCCUCCUUGGCCUGCGCGUUUUCGCGUGUUCGUCUCUACCACCCACUAUCCGUUGCACAUCUCUCCUCACUAGUCUUGGUCUAUCCUAGCCUAUCCGAGUCACAUAGGACGGUGCGCGAUCACGUGACAGAAAUACCGGUACUUAUCAUACAGUCUAAACCGAUCGGUGGAGGGUUGGAUGGCUUUCGCGCCUUUUUCAAUUCUACAUAUGAGGAUGUAAGCAUUCCCGAAACCACCCAGGUGUUGGGUCAGGUAGGAAAUGAAGAGAACCAAGAUUUCCUAGUCGCCUUCGUAUCCGCUCUUCAAAUCCUUCCAGCCUCUCGUCAUCUACCCUCGAGCCGCGGCGGCAAGAAUCUACUUGAAGAUCUGUCAAGACUUAUGACUGCAGUCAACGCCGAUGACUUCGAUAUCGAACGAAUACUUCCUCUCCUACAAGCAAUCCUUCACAAAGAACCCGACAACGUAAUUUGGGAUAGAGUUUACGAUGCUGUCACCGAAUCGACGCCUCCAGCUGGCCCUACCUCGUCCUUCCAACAAACACCCCUGUUUAUCAACACGGGCAGCUUCGCGAACUCGACCGAGCACCAUAAACAUGUAGACGAUGUGCUGAAGGAGAAGCUGGGACACCUAUACGUUGGCGUACCUGGUUUCUUUAAGGCGUUCGUCGAAGACGUGCCAGGACUGAGACAGGCGGCACAGGCCGUGUUCAACAAGUGCAAGGAAGGAAAGAGCCCACUCUACGGGGUAGAGAGCGGCUGGCAGGGCUGGCCUAAAGGGGCAAAGGAAAAGGACGUUCUGAGCUGGUUCACCACUCUUACAGACCGGCUGUUGGACCUCGCAGAAGGCCUCUACAUUGGCUUUGUGGACAAUCCGAGCGCCGGCGUGGACUCGAAAUGCCGCUGGUCACAGAUCCUUAUACCUGGAGAGCUCAAGAGCAACCCGCUAGCCGAUGAAGCGUACAAGGCGUGGCUUGACCUCGGUCGAUACGCAAGGGAGGUGCUCGCCGCUCAAGACAGCCGUCGCUUCGUUCUUGGCUUCACUCUAUGUGGGCCUUUUAUGCGACUGUGGGAGUUUGACCGAGUUAGAGGCAUCGCCUCCGAGCAAUUCGACGUCAAUGAAGAUGAACUGCAGUUUCUGGGGUUCGAUCCGACAAUUAUUACAGUUGGAGACAAGCGGUACAUUGAGAUCGAGCGGGGGAAUGGGAAAGAGCGCCUCGUGAUUGACAAGGUGAUAAAGCGGGUGCCUUGCGUCGCUGGUCGGGCAACGACCUGCUGGAAAGUCCACCAAGAAGAAGACCCUAGCACGCCGCUCGUUGUCAAGGAUUCAUGGCAGUAUUCGGAGCGCGAAGAGGAGGGCGAGUUGCUACGUGAGGCGACCGAAAAGCAGGCGAAGAAUGUUGCUAGGUACUUCCACCACGAGACGGUCCGUAUAGGCGGUCAAGACGACGACAUCUGCAAAGAUAUACGGAAAAGCUUGGACAUAACGAAGACAACAAACUACAAGCUAGAAAAGCCAAUGCCGCCGUCGGGCAGGACGGGGCGCCGGGCCUCGCGGAGAGACGUAAGUAGUAGCGUUACCGGACGGAAGCGAUCCUCGAGCUACACAGGACUGCCAAUGCCGCUUAGCAAGCGCACUUGCUCAAGCUCCCCAACAAAACCUGCAAUUUCGAACCGGAUCCAUCGCCGUGUCAUCGUCCGCGACUACGGGAAGCCCAUUUACAAAGCCAGUUCUAGGGUUAGCCUUCUGAGUGCGUUGGAAGGCUGCAUCAAUGGAUACGAGUCGCUACACACACGAGCCGGCAUGCUACAACGCGAUAUCUCGCCGAACAACCUCAUGGUCAACGAGGAAGACGAUGACCUCUCCUGGCGAGCGUUUUUAAUAGACCUUGAUCUUGCGAUCAAGGAGAAUCGUGAGAAACCGUCAGGGGCGCGAGGAAAGACCGGUACGCGAGCGUUCAUGGCAAUUGGGGUGCUUCUAGACGACGAAAUGCAUUCGUUUAUGCACGAUCUUGAGUCAUUCUUCUGGAUGCUCUUCUGGAUAUGUAUUCAUUAUGAUGGGCCGAACGGAGGAAGAGUUGUUCCACAAUUUGAAAAGUGGAAUUACAUCGACACCGAAGAGCUGGCUAAAAUAAAGAAAGGAGAAGUGGGUAACGAGAGAGAUUUUCUUAGGACUGCAGAAGCUGCUUUUACACCAUAUUACCAAUCAUUAAUUCCCUAUGUCAACAGAUUACGGAGGAAGGUGUUCCCCGAUGGUGGGAGGUGGAGGGUUCCAACCCCAAAGCUGUACUUGGAUAUGAAGCAGAUACUUCAGGCAGCGCGGGAUGAAUUGAAGGAAUUAGAGGGGCAGAAUUUAAGCACAUAA